This is a messenger RNA of Pocillopora verrucosa, 965 nucleotides long. Its product is annotated as LITAF domain-containing protein-like. Gene Ontology annotation, molecular function: zinc ion binding. NCBI's taxonomy places the organism in Eukaryota, Metazoa, Cnidaria, Anthozoa, Scleractinia, Pocilloporidae. The record is from RefSeq and is a predicted model, not a curated record.
AAUAUAUUUAGGAACCGAACACUUGGGAUUCCUAAAAAUAUUUUUCAAAAGAGACCUUAGCCGGCGUUUUCUUCAAAGAAGUUAUAAUAUUUCUCGGGUUUAAUUUUAAAACAUGACCAGCGAAGAAAGGAUACACCUGGUUUCACAGAAAGUGGGUGAAGACGAAGAGUGUACAAAACAAGCAGGUGCAGAUGGCGCGGAAUCCUCUGAUGCCGAAACCGCUUUCGAAGAUGUUCCAGUGUACAUUACAUGCCCAUAUUGCCAUGAAAAAAUUGUCACUCGUACCAGUUUCAAAUCUGGAAAAUAUACCUAUUGGACCUCGGCCUGUCUAUGCAUAUUUCAGUGUUACUGUUGUAUGUGGAUACCGUUUAUAAUGGACGGGCUCAAGAAUGUAGUUCACACUUGUCCAAAGUGUGGUGAAAAGAUUAGUGAAUACAGUCGCUUUAGAGUGGAUCGAAUAUGGAACAAAAAGAAGAAACACAGACAAGCACAGCAUAAUUACACCAGAGGAUGACGGGACACAAUGGAGAUACAGUGGCUGAACUCAAUUACUUGGUUCUGCUGUGGUCAUUAAGACGGAGAGGAUAAUGAACAAAGACAAGUUGAUGUGGUCGAAAUCGUUCUCACAACUGGGAAAAAAGGCUUAUGCAUAAAUGAAGAAUCUUUAAUUCAUGAAUUUACUCGCCAUAACUGAGAUGGUUUCUCGAUCUAAACUGACACUUUGGCAAAUACACUCUUUACAAUUAAUUAAAAGAGAUCUUCCAGCCCAGUUGACUCAAGAAAUGUUGAUUAUAUAUUUUUCAGUAAUUUUAAAGGUAACUUUGAACAAAUUCAAAUUAUGAGAUCGGUUUACUUAUGAUCACAAAAAGCAAAUUUAGCGAAUUUUGUUUUCUGGAAAAAUUUUUGGGUUGAAAUUUGGGUGAUAAUUUUGUCACCUCGGAUCGUAUUGAAAUCCUACCGGUGAA